AUGUUCUCUUUUGACGUGGCCGCCCUACCCCAGCUGACGACGCGCAAAGCCCUCAUCGCCGUCGACUUCCAAAACGACUUUGUCGGUGGCGACGGCGACGCGGCGCUGCCCGUGUCCGAGCCCCAGGGCUUCGUCGCCCGUGCCGUGGCCCUGUCCGAGGCCUUUCGCGACGGCGUUGGCGAUGUCGUCUGGGUGCAGUCGUGCUUCGACCAGGCCCGGCCCGCCGACCAAGAGCCCAUCAUCACGUCGGACACGGCGCCGCCGCCGCUGCGCCCGAGGACAAGCACCAGCAGCGGCAGCAGUCGCCGCCGUGGUGGUGCCGGCCGGACCAAUGUGCCGGAGCUGCCGCCGCCCGCAGAGGAGCAGGGCCCGCCGGAUCCAGAGGCCUUUCUGAGCCACGAGGAGCCGGCGUGCGUCAGGGCGUCGUCGCCGGGGGUCGAGAUGGCGCCGGCUAUCAGGAGGGCCGUCCGUGAGGGUGACACGGUCCUGACAAAGAGCUAUUACUCGGCCUUUCUGGGCACGCCGCUGCUGCGCCUGCUGCGCGCCAAGAUGGUCAUGGAGGUCUUCAUCUGCGGCUCCCUCGCAAACGUCGGCGUCUACGCCACGGCCCUCGACGCCGCCGGCCACGGCAUGGCCAUAACCGUCGUCGAGGACUGCUGCGGCUACCGCGCCGAGCCUCGCCAGGUCAAGGCCGUGCGCAGCCUCAUCGAGCUGACGGGCUGCGAGUUUGCCAGCUACCAGGAGGUCCUCGAGGUUAUCCAGCCCAAGAAGAAGAAUACUAAGUCGUUGUUCAAAGACCAGACGGAGCCGAGCGAGGGCGAGGAGCUGCAAGAGGACAAGGGCGGCAAGACGGAAAAGAAAGAGGAGAGAUCAAGGUCCCGCGAGAAGGGCGAGACCACACCAAAGGGAAGAGCCAACACCUCUCCCGACAUCGUGAGGCCCAUGACUGGGCUCAGGCUCGUCUCCGAUUCACCCUGCCCUGCGGCUGCCGAGGGAAGCGCAGGAAGCACAGCACAGGCCGAUCCACCGGACACCCCGUCGAAGCGACCGAGGCCAACCGCAGUCGAGGCUCCGGCAACUAGAUCGAAUAGCCAUGAUGACGAUGAUGACGAUGACAGUGAACGGGACGAUGCUGGUGCUGAUAUGGAUGAUACCGAGUCAGAGGGGGCAUAUGUAGCUGCUCUCGCCGGCUCGUCUCCGACGCCGGGGCGCGAUCAAGCCGAAGCAUCGCAACCUCUGUCACAACCUCCUACUGACAAGACGGCGUCGCCAAGCGAAGACGCUCCGGCAGCAGGACGAAGGGCCGAGGUAGGAGAUUCAAAAACGGCACCCGUUGCCGACAGCAAGCCCGCUCCACCACUCUCAGACACAGACGAGGAGGAGGAGGAGGAGGAGGAGGAGGAGAAGGAGGAGGAGGAGAAGGAGGAGAAGGAGGAGGUGGAGGAGGAGGAGCAGGGCCAGCCACAGACCACGACAGGCCUCUGCGAGGGCGACACCAGCGUCAUUACCAAACUCCUCCCCCCCUCGGUGGAAGCAGGCAUUUUCGAGCGGCUGCGCAACGAGGUGCAGUGGCAGCGCAUGUCGCACCAGGGCGGCGAGGUCCCGCGCCUCGUCGCCGUCCAGGGCGCCGUCUCGCCGCACGACGGGUCCGCGCCCGUCUACCGCCACCCGUCGGAUGAGGCGCCGCCCUUGCUGCCCUUUUCCCCGACGUUGCUGGCCGUCAGGGCCGCCGUCGAGGAACAGCUGGGACACCCCGUCAACCACGCCCUUAUCCAGUUCUACCGCGACGGCAGCGAUUACAUCUCGGAGCAUAGCGACAAGACGCUCGAUAUCGCCAAGGGUUCAUACAUUGCCAAUGUGAGCCUCGGCGCUCAGCGCACAAUGGUCUUUCGCACCAAGCGUCCUGCCAGAACUCCCUCCCCGUCUCCGCGACGCCGUGUCCAGCGCGCCGCGCUCCCCCACAACUCGCUCUGCAAAAUGGGCCUUGAGACGAACAUGAAAUGGCUCCACGCCAUCCGCGCCGACCGUCGCGCCGACCGCGACAAGACGACGCCCGAGCUGGCCUACGGCGGCGCCCGCAUCUCCCUCACCUUCCGCCGCAUCGCCACCUUUCUCGACCGCGACCACGCCGUCAUCUGGGGCCAGGGCGCGACUGAAAAGACGCGCGCCGCCGCGCGCCCCGUCGUUAAUGGCCAGGGCCCGGAGGCCGUCGCCAUGCUGCGCGCGUUUGGCGCCGAGAACCACGCGUCCGAGUUUGAUUGGGACGCACACUACGGCGGCGGAUUUGACGUGUUGCACAUACGCUGUGCGCCGCGGUUCUUUGCGUCGGCCGACGACGCCGUUGUUAAUAUGCGUGUUGCGCUGAUGCUGGCCGAGUAUGGCAUCGGCUAUGCCAGGGGUAGCAUGGGUCUGGCGGCGCAGAACACCAAGGCCGCUGGCGCUGAUGACGACGCUACCGACGAGAGCCCACAGCAGGCCGUGGCCGGCGACGUGGCCAUCAUGCUCUACCUGGAAUCAAGCUACGGCCAAGCCAAGGCCGCCGCCGACAACAGCCCGACCCCAUCGCACGCCGAGCUCGCCGCCCGCUUCACGCGCUUCCAGCGCGCCCUCAACCUGCGCGACAUGUUCCGUGCCCACCCGCCCGCCUCCAAGACCGCCGCCCCGCGGCCAAGGCUGUCAAGAGCCAUGCAGCGAGAACUCGCCGCGUGGGACGUCUUCGCCGCCGCCGCCCUUGUCGACGACGGCGACGGCUUCAUCGCCGGCCCGACCAUGUCCCUCGCCGACUUUGCGCUGUGGCCUGUCUUACACGCCCUGGUCGAGGAGCUUGGAUCCGCGGCUGUGUUCGACGACGACGGCUUGGAUCGGCUGCGGCGCUACUACGAUGCCGUGGCCGCGAGGGAGAGCGCGAAAAAGGUGCUGGGUGGGAUGCAAGCGGUGGGCAAGAAGAGCCCGUGA
Molecule: messenger RNA, 2955 nt
Organism: Hirsutella rhossiliensis
Lineage: Eukaryota; Fungi; Ascomycota; Sordariomycetes; Hypocreales; Ophiocordycipitaceae
Product: 2OG-Fe(II) oxygenase superfamily domain-containing protein
Exons: 3
Coding region: 1-2955 (984 amino acids)
Biological process (GO): DNA repair; DNA alkylation repair
Cellular component (GO): nucleus
Molecular function (GO): dioxygenase activity
Source: RefSeq, a predicted model, not a curated record